Molecule: messenger RNA, 4400 nt
Organism: Pipra filicauda (Wire-tailed manakin)
Lineage: Eukaryota; Metazoa; Chordata; Aves; Passeriformes; Pipridae
Gene: PTPRJ
Product: protein tyrosine phosphatase receptor type J
Exons: 24
Coding region: 230-3922 (1230 amino acids)
Biological process (GO): protein dephosphorylation
Molecular function (GO): protein binding; protein tyrosine phosphatase activity
Source: RefSeq, a predicted model, not a curated record
GCCGCUGUCCCGCUCGCCCCCUCACUCCGCCCCGCGCACGGCUUCCCCCGCGGCUCCCGUGCCCCCGCCUUUCCUUGGGGCGGGCAGCGCUGGAGGGAGCGGCGGCGGGCGGGGCGCGGGGGAGGGCCGGGGCGCCGGGCGGUGCGGGGCGGCAGCCCGGCCAUGUCUCCGGCGGAGGCGGCGUCGGGCUGAGCGGCCGUGCGCGCAGCGGGGAGCGCUCUCCGCCACCAUGAGGCGGCUGCCGCUGCCCCUGCCCUGCCUCCUGCUGCUGCUGCUGCUGCCGGCCGAGGUCAGAUGUACAAUUGACUGCACUGAGGAUUGCAGCUCAAAAAAUGUAGCUGCAGAACAAGGAACCAGUAGUAAUGAUAAUUUAUCAGUAAACUCUGCAAGUGGAAACAAAACACAUGGAGGUGGAAGAUCGAUCAGGGCUGUGUCACCAUUCGAUGGGACAAUAAGUGAUGGAAGCAACGUAACACUGCCCAGCCCAGUUUAUGAUCUCAAGGCAAAAUAUGUUGGUAUGACUUCUGUCAUCUUAACGUGGUUAGUGAACAGCACUGCUUCGAACUCCUACAGGAUAGAGUAUGGAAAUGAUACCUCUAUGAAGAGCCUGAUGACCAGUGAGACCGAAAGAGAAAUUACCGAGUUGAUCCCUGGGACAAUGUACAAUUUCAUCGUAAUUGCAUUAGGAGAUGGUAGUGAGACAGAAGGAGUGCCCUUAAGGGUGUAUACAAAACCCAGCCCAGUUCUUGAUCUCAAGACAGAGUAUGUUGGUGUGACUUCUGUCAACUUAACAUGGGAGGUGAAUGACAAUGCUUCCAACUCCUACACGUACAGGAUAGAGGUUACAGAAGAUAUGACUGUUAGGAACGUGACAUCCACUGACCACAAAGCAGAAAUUACUGAUUUAAUUCCUGGGACAAUGUACAACUUCACUGUAUUUGCAGUAGUGGCUGAUAAUGAGACAGAAGGAGAAGGAAGAUCUAUAGACCUGUAUACAAAGCCCAGCCCAGUUCUUGAUCUCAAGGCAGAAUAUGUUGGUGUGACUUCUGUCAACUUGACAUGGAAGGUGAAUGACACUGCUUCCAACUCCUACACGUACAGGAUAGAGGUUACAGAAGAUAUGACUGUUAGGAACGUGACAUCCACUGACCACAAAGCAGAAAUUACUGAUUUAAUUCCUGGGACAAUGUACAGCUUCACUGUAUUUGCAGUAGUGGCUGAUAAUGAGACGGAAGGAGAAGGAAGGUCCAUAGACCUGUAUACAAAGCCCAGUCCAGUUCUUGAUCUCAAGGCAGAGUAUGUUGGUGUGACUUCUGUCAACUUAACAUGGGAGGUGAAUGACGCUGCUUCCCACUCCUACACGUACAGGAUAGAGGUUACAGAAGAUAUGACUGUUAGGAACGUGACAUCCACUGACCGCAAAGCAGAAAUUACUGAUUUAAUUCCUGGGACAAUGUACAGCUUCACUGUAUUUGCAGUAGUGGCUGAUAAUGAGACGGAAGGAGAAGGAAGAUCCAUAGACCUGUAUACAAAGCCCAGCCCAGUUCUUGAUCUCAAGGCAGAGUAUGUUGGUGUGACUUCUGUCAACUUAACAUGGGAGGUGAAUGACACUGCUUCCAACUCCUACACGUACAGGAUAGAGGUUACAGAAGAUAUGACUGCUAGGAACGUGACAUCCACUGACCACAAAGCAGAAAUUACUGAUUUAAUUCCUGGGACAAUGUACAGCUUCACUGUAUUUGCAGUAGCGGCUGAUAAUGAGACGGAAGGAGAAGGAAGGUCCAUACCCAUCUAUACAAAGCCCAGCCCAGUUCUUGAUCUCAAGGCAGAGUAUGUUGGUGUGACUUCUGUCAACUUAACAUGGGAGGUGAAUGACGCUGCUUCCCACUCCUACACGUACAGGAUAGAGGUUACAGAAGAUAUGACUGUUAGGAACGUGACAUCCACUGACCACAAAGCAGAAAUUACUGAUUUAAUUCCUGGGACAAUGUACAGCUUCACUGUAUUUGCAGUAGUGGCUGAUAAUGAGACGGAAGGAGAAGGAAGGUCCAUAGACCUGUAUACAAAACCUGCCUCAGUGAAUUCAUUUUGGUGUGAACCAGUGGCCAAGCAGCCUUUCCUAAUGCUGAAAUGGAAAUGUCCUUCUGGUAACAGCUCUGGCUUCAAAAUUAUAAUAUCUAAUAUAAGUAAUUCAGGGAAAAAUGAAGAAGAUGCUCCACCCUGCAUGGGAGAAGGCUCAGAGGAAACCUUCAAAACAAAAUCUUUAGAUUAUUUCACCACCUAUAAUGUUACUAUCAUAACUGUUUCAAAUGGUUCUGAAAGCUCUCCAGUGUACGGACUGUGUCACACAAGCAUUACUGACCCACCUCAUCCAAGUGAAGCUCCUUCAGUCAAGGUAGUCAGUCACAGCUCAUUGUCUGUUGAAUUCUCUGAUUUUGAUUCAUUGUAUGGUCCAUUAAAAGCCUACGCAGUAAUGAUCACAACAGAACAAGGUUAUGAGUCUUUGAAGUCUAAAUUGAACAACACAUACAGAGAUUUCAAGAAGAAGAAGACAACUACCUAUGUUACGUAUGUCAUAGAAACAGAGCAGGCAGAAUCACCUUCUUUCCAUUCUCAGAAUGGUAAAAACAUCGUUAAUGUAGGCAAGGGAAAUACAAUGUAUGGCUACGAAAACGGACCAUUGAUUCCACUUCUUUCAUACAGGGCAUGUGUUGCAGGUUUCACUAAUAUAACCUUUAUGGCCAACGUGAUUGAGGGGGAAGACAGUUAUGUGUCAUUUUCACCCUGUUCUGAACCGGUUUUACUACCCCAGGAUCCAGGCAUUAUUGCUGGAGUGGUUAUUGGAUGCCUUUUGGCCAUAUUUGCUGUAGUCGCUAUAGGGGGUUUCAUAUUCUGGAGAAGGAGAAGGAAAGAUAAAAGAAAUACUGAAGUGUCCUUUUCUCCAAUUAAGGUCAAGAAAUCAAAAAUGAUUAAAGUGGAGAACUUUGAGUCCUACUUUAAGAAGCAGCAAGCUGACUCCAACUGUGGUUUUGCAGAAGAGUAUGAGGAACUCAAGUCUGCUGGUGUUCAUCAGCCCAAAUUUGCUGCUGAACUACCUGAGAACAGGGGAAAAAAUAGAUACAACAAUGUCUUACCAUAUGAUAUUUCUCGUGUUAAACUUUCAAAUGAAAGCUCUGGAACUGGUGAUUAUAUUAAUGCAAACUAUAUACCUGGCUAUAACUCAAAGAAGGCAUUUAUUGCUGCACAGGGUCCAUUACCCAAUACUAUAGAUGACUUCUGGCAAAUGAUUUGGGAAAAGAAUAUCUACUCUAUUGUUAUGUUGACAAAAUGUAUGGAACAAGCUCGGACCAAAUGUGAGCAGUACUGGCCAGACAAGCAGUCCAAGACCUACGGUGACAUUAUGGUGACAAUGGUCUCAGAAAUCGUCCUUCCAGAAUGGACAAUAAGGGACUUCACUGUAGAAAAGUCCAACACACCAGAGAGCCACACGGUGCGGCAGUUCCAUUUCACCUCCUGGCCGGAUCACGGAGUGCCAGAGACGACAGACCUUCUCAUCGACUUCAGACACCUCGUUCAUCAGUACAACAGUCAAAAUCCAGUUGACUCUCCUACUCUGGUGCACUGCAGUGCUGGUGUCGGGAGGACGGGGACGUUCAUCGCCAUUGACCGCCUGAUCCAGCAGAUGGAGAUGGAGAACACUGUGGAUGUGUACGGAGUGGUGUACGACCUCCGCAUGCACCGGCCUUUAAUGGUGCAAACUGAGGACCAGUACGUCUUCCUAAACCAGUGUGUUAUGGAUAUUAUUAGAUCCCAGAGGGAGAAGAAAACUGAUCUUAUUUACCAAAACAUGACAGCAAUGGCAAUCUAUGAAAAUUUCACACCUGGGCCAGGCUUUGGGAAGGCCAAUGGCUACCACGCAUAGUCCAGCAGGAAUGCAGUUUCUCCAGGAGAUGGUACCUGCCCAUAGGAAAGGGAGGUGUUCUACUCAUGUUUUCUGGGAUUGUGUGCAGUGUCUCGUGUCUGGCUUCUGCAGUUCUGUCUGCAUUCAAAGAAGUGAUCUACAGGAGGGAAAACACAAUGCUGGCAGGAGCUACAGGUUGAUGUUAAGAAGAAAAAACCAACACAACACAAGCAAAACUAUUUGAAGUUAACAGAGGAAUCUUGCUUUUUUUUCUUAGGAAUUUAACAGUACUGAUAGGUGAAAUAGCAUUUGCAGUAUGAACAGUGAACUAGAAUUUAAAUAUUAAAAUAAUAACACAAGCUUUUUAUUACAAUUUUGUAUGAUUUCAUUUACAGACACCAGGCUUGUGAGCUGUUUUAAUAUAUUUAAUUAUAAGUUUCAGGAACAUAUUUUAUCUACUGUAUCUGGUUACUUAGUUAAUAGAUAUGUGCCUCUGUGA